Molecule: messenger RNA, 7437 nt
Organism: Cylas formicarius (sweet potato weevil)
Lineage: Eukaryota; Metazoa; Arthropoda; Insecta; Coleoptera; Brentidae
Product: autism susceptibility gene 2 protein homolog
Exons: 18
Coding region: 258-3851 (1197 amino acids)
Source: RefSeq, a predicted model, not a curated record
UUUUACAGUAUUGACUCUGUUAAGACCGUUGUUGUAAAUAUUGUUUAUUUUCGGGUAUUUCGGGACCUUCUCGUGAAUUAAAGUGUGUGUCGAGUGUUUCGGACAGUGUAAAAAAGUGUGUGCGAUGGUUAUUGUGCCAAAGAACUAAUGGAGACGUCCGUAAUUCGCGUAAAAAUUCCGCCAUAACAGACCGAAAGCCUCCUCUUGACAUGGCAAGAAUGGUUCGCCGCAGAGCGAGUGCUUUUAAUGAAUGAGCCAUGGAAAUAGAGGUAAAACAAAGAAAUAGAAGGCGAAAACGCGCUCAGCGUAUGCAGCAAGAAUUAAAGGAAACAAAAGCUAACAAAGCUAACGCCGACGAAAGUGAGGCCGAAGAUGUCAUCCCGAAAAAGCCCCCCAGACCCCCCAAUCGACGAAAAAAACAAAAGGAACUUCUUAAAGAACCCCUAUGUGAGGAGGAUAUUGUCGAUGGAUUUUCGAUCCUACAGUUUAGGAGCUACGAAGACUUAGAGUUGGUGGUAAAGAUAGCGGCCAAGGAGGGUAUCAAACGUCUUACCGAAGUCGAAAGACCUAAGCUGGAACCCAAAGCGCACAUCACCAACCACAUUUUAGUACAUAAUAAUAAUCAUGGGUUGACUUUAACUCAGGACCCGGCCACUAGCGACGAUAGUGGACGGGCAUCGGAACGACUGACUGGUUCAUCAGUGGCGCCUCGUGACGCUGAUAGUUCCAGGGACCGCCUGAGCGACGCCAGCAGUAGAUGCAGUUCAGGAAAAGGAUAUAUCUGUGAUAGCGAAGGCGAGGACGAUAAGGGUUCCGAUGCCAGUUCUGUGAUCUUCGCCUCGACACCGUCGUCCCGCAAACAUGAGUUUCCCGGAGCCUUACCGCCUAGUUUGCCCCAAAGCCUUCCCCACGGUCCGGGCAGUAGUCCGGUGCCGGCACCGACGCCCCCCAAUUUGCCGGCACCGUCGCCCGCACCCGCGCAGCAGCCGCCGAACCAUCCCGCGCAGUCGAUGCAAUCGGCGACUGCGCCGCCGCCACUUCCGAAAGAUCUGACCGCGCAGUCGACGGUCGGCGCGGUCAAGUCGGAACCGAUGUCCCACGGAAAAAUACCCAUCGGUCAAGUUCCAGACAUCGGAAUGACGGCAGCAGGGCCGCCGCCGACGAUAGUCGCUCCGCAACCACCACCCCCAUCCGUGCCAUUGACGGCGGUAUCGAUGCCUCAGCCCGCGGCAGCGCCCACCACUCAUCACCCGCUGGCACUGGACUCGUCCGGUGCCCAUCCGGGUGUCCACGGACCGAGGACGGACAGUCCGGCUGUCGCGACGUCCGCGAACGCCGCCGUGGCUCCGUCGCCUGGACAGUUUCAUCAUUCCUAUCAGCCCAUCUACGCACCCUACGCCCAUUCUGGCGCGUCAGCAUAUCCUAGUAGCGUGUCAUAUCCCGCGACCAACACGACUAGUAUAUCGCCAUCGGUACCUCCCGCGCAUUCGCAAACGGUUUCCAGCGGUGGUUCUGCGCCGACUCAGUCUCUAGCCGUUCCGAGUUCGAAAUCUCACCACCAAGUCACCGAACAAUCGAGGGAAAAACGUGCGAUAUCUCCUGCGAAACCGACAAUGAGUCCUAGGAUAGAAACUAGGGAGAGGGAGAGUUACAGCAAUGUGACCUCGCUCAGCCGCAGCAGCGUUCAGACGACUGCGGCACCCCAGUACAGCUUUCCAGCCCCAACUACCACAGUGUCUUCUAGUCUAACAGCGGUGUCGGCUUCGCCCGGGCCCGCCGCGCCCCCAGCCCCCCUGGUAGCGAAACCGUGGGCAGCGCCAGCGACCGCGGCCCCAUUGGCGCCGGCGCCGGUGGUCACGCGGCUCAGCCCCGCGCCACCCAGGCCAACGCCGCCGCUGCACACGACCGCGUCGUAUCCCGGCGCGGCUCCUCCACCUAUGUUUGCACCGCCUCCCGUCUCGACCGCUAGUCCGCUCGCGCCAGCAGCCCCGACGGUGGCGCCCAACCCGAAUCCGUUUUCGGCCGAAAGCUUGUUUCAGACCAAUCAGGCGGAUAUGCUGCGCAGAGAGUUGGACAACCGGUUCCUAGCGUCGCAGGAUAGAGCGCUGGGCGUGGCGCCUCCGCCGUAUUUGAGAACGGAAAUGCAUCAGCACCAACAUCACCACACGCACGUGCACCAGCAUACCACGUCGCUGUUACCACCGCCUGGGGCGUCGGCGCUUUUUUCCUCGCAGCUGCCAUUGUCGCCAAUGGAAAGGCUGGCUAGAAGAACUCAAAGCAGUUUUAAGGACAUCACCAAGAUCGGGGCGGUCGAAUCGCCGUUCUAUCGACAGAAUUUGGGCAUGCCGAGUUACGCCGGUUACAAUCCAGGACUGAUCGGUCAUCCCGGUUUGACGACCGGGCCUACGCCGUUCGUCCCACCAAAUCAUUUGCCCACGUUUCAACCGAAGUCAUUGACACCACAAGACCCUUCCAAGCCCAGAAUAUUGAAAUCCGGCAAAUGGAACGCCAUGCACGUGCGUGUGGCGUGGGAGAUCUACCAUCACCAGCAGAAGAGCGGUGAAGCGAAAGGAGUGUUGGCGGCGGCAGCGGCGGCGGCCACGAAGACGGCGGCCAGCGAUCUGCUGCGCACUCCAUCGCAUCUCUUCUCGCCCAGCGUCCAUUCGUCGGUACGACCGCACGAAUUGGCUCCGUUCCCACCUUCCGCGUUGACCGCUCACAGACCGCCCGGUUUCGAACAACCGCCACACCACGCGGGGUCGCUAUUUUCUGCACCGGCGACACAUUUAGGCAAAUCUCCAUUCUCUGCCGCAUCGUCGAUGUCUCCCUUUACGCGUUACGGUGCCGCUUCGCUUGGACCCUCCGCAUCGUCACCGUUCUCCGUUUCCCCGUUCGGAGCGUCGCGCGAGAGUCAUCUGGGUCUGGGACCGCUUCACCACGACCCCUGGAGAACUCUGCAGAGAACGAUGCCGGCGUUCCCGCCGGCGGUGAAUCCCCUACCACCAACGCUUCCCGGAUUACCACCAGGCCCGGCGCCUUGGACCAUAAAACCCGAUCCCGUUCUGGAACAGAGGGAACGCGAAGCGAGAGAACGGGAGGAAAGGGAACGGGAACGACUCAGAAGGGAAAGAGAGGAGCGGGAGAGACGCGAGAGGGAGGAGAAACAACGACGUCUCGAGCAGCAGCAACAGGAGAGGGAACGGGAGCGCAGGGAGAAGGAACGACGCGAAAUGGAACGGCGCGAAAACGAGAGGAGGGAGAGAGAAAGGGAAAUGAUGCUGCAUCAGCAGCGGUUGGCGGCCGAAUCCGCCGCCAAACAAAUUGCCCCGCCUGUGAUACGAGAUCGCUCCCCGCUGAGGAACGGUCAACCCGAUCUGUCUGAGAUUAGAGUCAAGGAGGAACCGAGGAGUAAGGAGGAGGACCUGUUGGCUCGCGGCGAUCCGAGAGGCGCACCGAAUUUCAGGUACCACCAUCCGUUCCUGCGACACCCGGGCAGCUUGCAACCGCCCCCGCCGUCGGUGCUCGACCGUUCGCGAAUGUUGGCGCACGCGUUACCGUCGCAUUAUCCGCCGGCCGCGACGCACUGGCCGCCCCACACGGUCGCAGCCGAUCCCUUUUACAGAUACGGCUACAGUCCGCUCAUGGAUCAGAUGAGGAUGCAAGACGAUCGGGCGGCAGCGAGUUUCUUCGCCGCCUACGGCCACCCGGCCCACCACCCUAGCCAGCUCAGGCCUAAAGACCCGUCGCUGUUGCAUUUGAGAGGCGGUCCGGGACCGCCGCCGCCGCCGCCCGUGCACAAAAUGAGCGCCACGCCGCCUACGGACCUUCACAAGAAAGAAGAGCCGCGAUAGCAACCGGAGGGUAACCAUCAUCAUCAUCAGUCGUUGAAGUAGUUCGCAACGUUUCGAUAGUUUCGCUGUCGAACGAAAUGUAAUGAGUUUUUUUUAUCGGACUGCGCGUUUUGCGGGGGCAUAAUUACGCGAGUUUCAGGAAACCAAAAAGGAAAUGAAGCGCAUUUUGGGCUCGAAAUUUUUUUUCUCAUCAAUUACUUUUUGGAAAUAUUUCUAGGUUUCAAAAUCAUCAGCGCGGAAUUCGCAACAUGUCGUCUCUGUUUAUUGUUUAUAUAUAUACUUAGGAGUUACAUUAAAUAUCAUUUCCACGUUGCCUUUUCUAAUUGCUGAAACUUGUUGCGUGGGUAUUCAAACCCCAAUAUUCUCCACAGAUAAAAGCAAGAAUGCAAUGACCAGCCUCCGUAAAAUAACUCUGCACGUUACUAAAUGUCACCCUGUCCAUCCAAAAUAAAGGACGUAAUAUCAAGAAAUUAACUUACUCAAAAAUUAAUUUUUCUAACCCCUAACACGCUAUUAGUGAUGACGUAGGAUCGGCCAUUUUGGUUGGUAACUGUCAACAUUUGGGAUCCAAACAGAACGAUUCGCAACAUAAUAAGUGAGUUUUUGUGCGGUUUGUAAUUAUUAAGGACUAUUUAACAGAUUCCCUAACUUUACAAUUGCUACCCUGUAUCAAAACUGCAAAUGCAACGGCUUUAGAGUAAUUUAUUGAAAACGAAAAUAUAACCCAUAGUCCUAAAAAAUGUUCAAGUUCAAACUACCGACAACUGACGUCACUCUAAUAUAGUAUAUUUGAAAUAGAACCAACAUCAUUUUCAGUUGGCGUCAGAAAAAGUGCUACAUUACCAAGUUGCUGGAACUUCUUGCCUGUAAUUAAAGUCCAAUUUUGCGUUGCAACAAAUUGCUGCAUCUUCUAGUUGCUACAAGUUGGUGCAAACCUUUAAAACAAUAACUUCGCAAGUUGCUAAAUCUCACUGACCAAAAUAUACCCUAACCUUACCAUGCUAAUUGUCCUAUCCCAAAAAGCUCAUAAAGUACGCAAAAAUUAACAUAACUUUACCGAAUAAAAAUUAAUUUUUGUAACCACAAUUUAAAAUACAUGUAAAUUUUCACGUGGCAACAAAAAAAAAUACCAAAUCUCAGCCGCAGCGAUAAAUCGCAUCGUUUUUAACGUUUCUUUCAUACAUGUAAUUCAACAAAUAUUAAUUUUGACACUCAACAACAUACGGUUUGGAAAAUUAGUACAUUCUGAAUAGUUGGAAAGAUAUUUAAAAAUAUCUAUUUUUUACUUACCUUCCACUUGGAUUGGUAAUCAUACGUUUUUGAGUAAACGCCUUCCAAACGCAGUUGAAAUGUUCGUCUCAAAAAUAAUAAUUAUUAAAUAUUAGGUGAGCAAGGUAAGAAGUUACAUAAUUCACGAAAAAAAAUUGUUUUGUGCCAUAUUGCCAGUAGGUACUUAGCAAUAGGAAUGUUUUCAUUGUUAUCUUUGAGUUACAGAAAAAAUGCUAAGUUUGUAUUCUAUAGGUAAUACAAGAAACACACCCUUUUGUCAAAACCAAAAUUUAAUUUAAGAAACGGGUAACAUGUUCCGCCUAAAAAGGUAUUAUCAGACUAACAUGAAUUAAAAAGAAACAACACGCAUAGAAAAGAAAAGCAAAUAAAGCCAAAACGCCAAAAAAGUAAGAACUAAAGAAAAUUAAUCAGAUAAGGGGAAAAAAUAUAAGUGAAGUGAAAUAAAAAUUCACUCAGAGAUGAAAUGUCGAAUUUUAAAUUUUUUGACAAUUGGCUGACGCAAAUGUUUUAGAAAAAAGCACAGAAAAAAUGCUAAACUUUGUCGCCUCUGCAGAACGCGUUACUUCGAGGUUUUCAAACGCAAAAAUAUAACAAAGGCUUUUUGUAUUAUGUAGGGUGUAAUGAAACGUGCUUUGUCAUAUUUUUAAGGGUAACAAAAAUUGUCGAUAAAACGAGUACAAUGUAAACCUAACGAACAAGCACCUUUCGAUUGCAACCAAAAAACGUUCUGUUAAUGAUCUCAUAUAAGUAGCAUAAUCAAAAGAGGGGCCCGGCAGCGGCGUCUCGGAAGAUAUUUUUACAGUCAUUUUUGUAACGUAGAAUUAAUGGAUACCGAAAGAUGGACGGUUGAAACAGGAGGGGGCGUUAGAUUUCGGUCAGCUUUAAAUUAGUUAAAAAUCAAUUAAUUGUUCGGAGCAAAUUAUAAAAUAGCAAUAUUUUUGGAAUUCGUGUAUAUUCGGAAUUCCCGCAUUUCAACCAAAUUCAUCCAUCUAUCGCGUAGAAGCCGUGACACAUCCCUAGAGACAUUCACGUUCGAAAUACUGUAACGAGGAUAAUGCUUUAAAUAGUUUCUGUUGCUACCACGACGAUGGAGGGGGUCGAGGGGGUUUUGCGCAGAAUGUUUUGCUCGUUUACUCUAGUCAUUAUUUUUGAAAUUACUUGUUUUAAUAUAUCUGCGGGUGCGUUCGUGAAAAAUAUACAAAUUUGCAGAAACAGUGACCUCCGAACGUUAACAUUUCAAAACCCCUAAUGAUUACGAUUGCAUUUUUUUUACAAAACAUUCUGCACAUUAAAAGUUUCCCUCGCGAUUAAAAAAAAAAACUAGCGAAGAAAAUACUGCCUGUAUCCUGUAAAUAGUAUAUUUUAAAAUGAGAAUGAAGCUUAACGGGAGAAAGUUAGAGAUUGGUCGUGAACUAUUCACCACAAAAACCGACCGGGUUGCCACAAAUCGAGCGCGUUUUAUUUUUCAAAAAUUUGGUGUGAUUCUAGCGAAUUUACUCGAUUCGAUUGUUGCAAAACGCGUCGGUUUAUAAAUGUCUAACGUAAUCCGCAUUUCGAGGACGCAAUAAAAUCUUUGCUCUUAUUUAUUUUUUCGUUGUGUAUAUAAUAUUUUUUAAAUAGGCAAUUUAUUUAUUAAGACUGAUGAUAUGUCAUCUAUUUUGUGUAUAGUAAUUUUUAUUUAACUUGUAAUUGUGGCGUUUUUGGUCCCUAUUUAUUUAUUAUAUUCGCGUUUCGAUUUCGUGAGACGUUUUGAAAAGUAUGUGCCGCCUUAUUGUCCAGAUUUUAAGGUAUUAGACGGACCAAGAGCAUUUUUUUUUCUUAGUAUGAAUGAUCACACAGUAUUAUUAAAUUUACGACAGUUUUGAUUUAUGUAUUGGAGCGGACCAAAUUUUGGGGGUUUUUUAAUAUAGGGUCGCACAUACUUUAUUACUUUAAUAAUGUUCUUUUGGAAGAACAACCGGAGCCAAAAAAAUAUCAAAAUUAUCCGCGAACAAAUCAAAAUUUUUGCCCGAAACUUAUUUGUUGUUGGAGGUUUUCCGUCGAGGCGCGUAAAAUUUUUGGCUCUGGUACCGCUUACAAAAAAAAUAUCCGAAACGGAACUAAGAUGUAAGAUUAUAAAAUUAAAAAUCGCGUGUAAAUACUCUCGCCUUUUUAAAGUUUAUGUAGAUAACAGAGAAUCAUUGUGCUCCCUGGAUGUUUGUUAGAGAAAAAUACAAUUUUUUAUGUGUACGAUUCUAAUAUGAAUCGAAGUGAUGUAAUAUAAUAAAUACUGUUUCUAUAAUAGUAGAAACACUUA